Molecule: messenger RNA, 393 nt
Organism: Quercus lobata
Lineage: Eukaryota; Viridiplantae; Streptophyta; Magnoliopsida; Fagales; Fagaceae
Exons: 1
Coding region: 1-393 (130 amino acids)
Source: RefSeq, a predicted model, not a curated record
AUGGCAGACGAUGUGGUAAACGGCUUGGAGAACAUGAAAUUAACAACUGAAGAGGAAGAAGUGAUUGAGAUUUCAGAUGAAGGACGGAAGGAUGAGAUAGAAAGUUGCACCCAUAGCUUGAUAGGAAAAUUUUUAACGUGCAAAUCUUUUAACAAAAGGGCGGCUCUUUCCACACUGAAGAAAGCUUGGGGGCUUGAGGAACGGGUUCAGUUUAUAGAGGUGGGUUCUAACCUUCUCCAGUUCAAAUUCCAAAAAGAGUUCGAUAUGGAGAGGAUACUUCGAAGUGGGCCUUGGACGUUCGACAACCAGGCACUAAUGCUCGUCAGAUGGAAAAAGGGGAUGAUGGCUAGAAAUGUGAAAUUUGAGUCGGUCUCAAUGUGGGUCCAGAUUUAG